UGUUUUUCACCUCAAAACAGCAACCGUAAUGUGAACUACAACGGGCGAAACUGUAACCGUUAGGUGAUUUGUCCCACAUUGAAAGUUAGCUUAACGUCCGUCGCGUUGCUACAGCUAGCAGAGGGUGCCGACCCGGGGCAACAUGGCUAACUGUGUGGCUUUCCAGAGCAAGUUAACCUCGAUCAUGGAGAUGCUAGCUAAAGCCGCCGUGGUAGAAAUCGGCAAACUGUGGGAGGACGGCUUCACGCUCGUACAGGUCGAGCUUCGGCGGAGAGAGAAUGAAAUUGAAGCCCUGAACAGAAAGUUGAUGCUGAUGGAAAACGAGCGGUUAACGGUCUUGUCUCAGGCUCAGACUACAAAUCUGUCUCCAUCAUCUUCCUCCAAGAGAGAGCAGCAGAACAAGCUGCUGCCGCCUAGCGGUGAUGGGCCGAUAAUAGAUUCAGUCCAGACGUUGUCUUCUGAUCAGAGCGUCAGAGAGAAGGCGGACACCGUAGCCAAUUGCAGAACACCGCCACCUUCACAGGCAGAGGAGAAACAAUGUGAGCAGCUCAAGUCUGACCACUGCGAAAGUGACGUCAGAGGUGACGAUGACGAGGAGGACCUAAUAGUCAAGCUAGAAGACGAGGACGACGUCCAGAUUGUGGAGCAGAUAGUGGACUCUGAUCACAGUGUUCGUGAUGGAGAAGGUCGCCAUGAGAUGGAGCUGAACCUCCACCCUGCUGAGGUUAUGGAAGAACAAGAGAACCAGCAGUGGUCGUCAGUUUCCGUGGGGGACAGCGACGCUGCUGAUGACUCGGACUGCUUUUUCGAACCAAAGCAGCUGUCACAAAAUCUGGACUCAGAAAUCCUGCUCAUACAGAACGCUUUGGAUAUUUUUGAUAAUUCUGCGGAGACUGCGUACUCUGACAGGUUUAUGAGGAAUAAUGGACAAGGGGCAUCAAGUAAAUCAAGGGCUCCAGUGCCUUUUAGCCAAGCUCAACCGAGUCAGCCUUUAGAAGCAAUAAAUCACCCAGAGAGAGGAGUGUCCAUCAGAUUCCUCUCAGACAAACAGCCACAAACUAAAAACACAUCAGCUUUCAACCCAGACAGCCGAUUGUUCCUCUUAAAUGACCCAGAGUUGCAUAAAACUAUAGCGAAUCGCCGCAUUAAGGAGAAAUGGUUCAUCUGCCCGUUCUGCGGCAAAAGCUUCGAUCGCAUCAGCCAUCUUGAGAUUCACCAGCGAAUUCACACGGGAGAGAAACCGUACACCUGCGACACGUGCGGCAAAUGCUUUUCUCAGAGGAGUAACCUUCGCACUCACCAGCGGACUCACAAGGAGGCUCUAUCCCAAAACACAGUUUGAUCCAGUAGACUUAAAAGAAGAUGAAAAGCUAGAAAUAUCUAAUGUCUAGAUUAAUUAACAAAUUCUCUUUGUAUUUUGAUAUUACUGAAAAGUAAUGUAGCCGACUGAUUUUACUGUGCACCUCUUUUUUUCUUUAGAUAUUCUAACUUUGACGUAGCUUUAAUUGUGAGGACUAAUUUUGGUACUUCUGUUACUGUUUGAAAAUCCAGCCAGUUCAGAGAUUCAUUUAAAACAAAGCAUUUUGGGACAUCCCGCCCUGGUGACAUAGCUGAAUAUUCAUUUCUACAGGUUAUACAUACAGACACAAAUUGGUCUUUGAUAUUUGGUUGGUUGAUGUGAGUCAGUGUGGAUCAGAGAAGGGUGGAGAGCAAACCUCUGUAUGUAUGAUCGAUCCCUUAGCAUUACUGUUUUCCCAUCUAUUGUCCAUUAUCAGGUUCCCAGUGAAAAUCAAGCAAGUCGAGCAGCUCAGAUAUGCAUCUAAAUCAUAAAAUAAUCUGUUGCAAAUUGUCCUUGAAUUGAAGGAUAAUUCAGGAUUUCUCAAUCCUGGUCCUGGAGUACCACUGCCCUGCAUGUUUUAGAUGUUUCCAUGCUCCAACACACCUGAUUCAAAUGCUCAGCUCGUUACUGGGCUCUGCUGAGGCCUGAUAACCAGCCAUUCAUUUGAGGCUUGAGAAACACUGCUUUAGAGGAUGAUACUGAACUCACACGAGAGUCUAGUACAUGAUGCCACAGUCUAGUGACUAGACUGUGGCAUCAUGUAACAGAGAUCAUUACACAAUGACCUGUGUCGACCUGUGUGUUACUGCUGAAACAGGGAAUUUGAGAAUUUGAGGACAGUCAGGAGAGAAAUCUCGGACGCCUCAUCUCAGCUGAAUUCAACUUUGCGUCUUUACAUUAUAGCUGCUGUUUAUUUGUUUACAGGUCAAUAACGUCAGACGGGAAUUAGACUGCUGGACUUCUCCAGUAACUUAUUAUUGUGGUUUCCCACUGAUCCCCAGGUUCUCCAUAGCAUGCUGGGAGAUGUAGGACUUCUUGUAGGUUGUCCCAGGUGUAGUAGCUCAGACUCUCCACCGGUCAUUCAUCCACUGGUUCUCUUCCACCAGCUCUGUAUCCACUGUAAACAGGGGGAAACAGCUAGCCUGGCUCUCUGCAAAGGUUACCCACAUCUCUAAUGUUUGCCACUUAACAUGUUCAGUAGUCCAGCAGCCUAUAAAUCCACAACUUGCCUUUUUUUUACACUUUGGCUUUUGUACAGAUUCAGCUAACAACAUAUAACUUGUUAAUAAGUGAGCUUUGGAGGUGGUGGUAGGUAGAUUUUAUUCCUGUUGAUCAGAGCCAGGCUAGCUGUUUCCCCUCACUUACAGUCUUUGUGCUAAGCUAAGCUAACCAGCUGCUGGCUAUAGCUUCAUAUUUACUGUACAGACACGAGCGUGGUGUUAAUCAACUUAUCUAGCUCUCUAAAAGAAAGUGAAUAAGCGGUUUUUCCAAAAUGUCGAGCUUACACAGGUUCUCUGUGAUUACUGUACUCUCCCUGUCACACAGAGUGACACCAGCCACCCUGUGAAAGUGCACUUUUUUUCUACUUGUAUCAACAAUCUCAAUUAUUUCAGUCCAGUCCAAACCGGGAAUCACUACCGUCUCUAAUGCAAAUGCUACAUUAGCAUUGUGGCAGCUGCAAUCAGUGACAGCCUUUACCCUCGUGCUGAGCUGAAACCAGCUUCAUUGUUCCAGGUUACAAUAAAGAACAAUGAGCAGUGGUGGAAUGUGAAAGAACAUUUCCUCAAGUUCUUCACUUAACUACAAAUUUGCAGUACUUAGCUUUUACUUGAGUCUUUUCUUUUCAGGCCACGUUCCAUUUCUGCUCCACUGCAAUUCACAGGGAAAUAUUGUGCUUUUUACUCCACUGCAUUUAUCCGACAGCUUUAGUUACAAGUUAAUUUAUAACUUAAGAGUUUUACAAUAAAAAAAAAACAUAUGAAGAGUUUAUGAAAUGUCUUCUACCCAACAGUGUCCGUAGUUGCUGCUUUUCCUCGUAGUUAAUCAUUUUAUUUGUAGUACUUUUGAGGUUUUUACUAAUAGUACAAACCACUAAAGUACUAAAAGUUGGGCAAAACAACAAUGUGAAGGUGUCAGUUUGGGUUCUGGGUAAUUGUGACAGCAACAAUCAAGUCAGAAAAUAAUCAGCAGAUUAAACAAUUAUGUGAACAAUUAUCAGUUACAAAAUAGUUCAAAAUGAGCUCCACCUGAAACAAAUACAGUAAAAUCCCGCUUUUACAUGAAUGCAUGAGUCAUAGUAAUGUUAUGAUAAAAUAUCAAUGAGUACAACAGUCACAGGGGACAUUUUUCUGCAUUGAGUACUUUUACUUUUAAUACUUCAAGUAAAAUUUAAUGAUUCUACUUUUCAGUAACAUUUUCAAUGCAGGACUUGUAACAGAGUAUUUCUGCAGUUUGGUCUGAGUACUUUUACUGAAGCAAAGGUUCUGAAUACUUCUACCACCGCUGACAGUGACUUUGUUUUUAUGCCGUACUUUUAUGAAUAAACAUUUCAA
Molecule: messenger RNA, 3891 nt
Organism: Chelmon rostratus (copperband butterflyfish)
Lineage: Eukaryota; Metazoa; Chordata; Actinopteri; Chaetodontiformes; Chaetodontidae
Product: zinc finger protein 677
Exons: 2
Coding region: 143-1342 (399 amino acids)
Cellular component (GO): nucleus
Source: RefSeq, a predicted model, not a curated record